GCAGCCGGGAGGAGGCGGCGGCCCCGGCGCCCCAGGGCCCGCCCGCCCUCAGCCAUUCCCGGAGGCCCGGAGACCUGCUCCACCCGGCCCUCCGUGGGUGAGUGUGAGCAGCGGACAGCGGGAGGGGCCUCCGAGGGCGGAGGGGCCCGGAGCCGGGGCGAAGGCUGUCAUCGCUCCAGGCCCUGCAGGGGGACCCGCCAACAUCCUCGCUGCUGCGCUGGGCCGGGGCGUGCCCGCGGCUGCACCCUCAUCUGGGCCCCAGCUGGGGCCGCCCGGGGCCUGCGGUUGCUCGACUUUGCCGGCAGAGCCUCAGACCCGGGCUCUACCCCCACGAGGACAGCGGCGUGGGGCCACGGCCAGCUGGCUGACCCACGGAGGCUCCGGCCAUGCCCAUCUGGCCCUGGGGGCUGCUGGUGACCGCGGGCACGCUCUUGGCCGCGCUGAGCCCGGGGCCGCCAGCGCCCGCCGACCCCUGUCAUGAGGAGGGGGGCGCCCCGCGAGCCUGCGUGCCUGGCCUGGUGAAUGCGGCCUUGGGCCGCGAGGUGCUGGCGUCCAGCACGUGCGGGCAGCCCCCCACGCAGGCCUGCGAUUCCUCCGACCCGCGGCGGGCACACCCCGCCGCCCUCCUGACCUUGGCAGGGGGCACCGCCAGCCCCCUGUGCUGGCAUUCCGACUGGCUGACGCAGGCGCCCCUCAACGUGAGCCUCACAGUACCCCUGGGCAAAACUUUCGAGCUGGUGUUUGUGAGCUUGCGCUUCUGCUCCACGCCCCCCACCUCAGUGGCCCUGCUCAAGUCGCAGGACCACGGCCGCAGCUGGGUCCCGCUGGGCUUCUUCUCCGCCUGCUGUGGCCUGGACUAUGGCCGCCUGCCCGCCCCUGCCAAUGGCCCAGCCGGUCCCGGGCCUGAAGCUUUGUGCUUUCCUGAGCCCCAGACCCAGCCUGAUGGCGGUGGCCUUCUGGCCUUCAGCGUGCAGGACAGCAGCCCGCCCGGCCUGGAUCUGGACAGCAGCCCGGUGCUCCAAGACUGGGUGACCGCCACAGACAUUCGAAUAGUGCUCACGAGGCCGGCCAUGCUGGGGGACACCAGCAACUCCGAGGCCGUGGUCCCUUACUCUUACUCAGCCGCUGAGCUCCAGGUGGGCGGGCGCUGCAAGUGCAAUGGGCAUGCUUCAAGGUGCUUGCUGGACACCCAGGGCCACCUGAUCUGCGACUGCCGGCAUGGCACCGAGGGCCCCGACUGUGGCCGCUGCAAGCCCUUCUACUGCGACAGGCCCUGGCAGCGGGCCACAGCCCGGGAAGCCCACGCUUGCCUUGCUUGCUCCUGCAAUGGCCAUGCCCGCCGCUGCCGCUUCAACAUGGAGCUGUACCGAUUGUCCGGCCGUCGCAGUGGUGGUGUCUGCCUCAACUGCCGGCACAACACUGCCGGCCGCCACUGCCAUUACUGCCGGGAGGGCUUCUAUCGCGACCCGGGCCGUGCACCGAAUGACCGCCACGCUUGCAGGGCCUGUGACUGUCACCCUGUUGGUGCUGCUGGCAAAACCUGCAACCAGACCACAGGCCAGUGUCCCUGCAAGGAUGGUGUCACUGGCCUCACCUGCAAUCGCUGCGCCCCUGGCUUCCAACAGAGUCGUUCUCCAGUGGCACCCUGUGUUAAGACCCCUGUCCCUGGACCCACUGAGGAGAGCAGCCCUGUGGAGUCGCAGGACUGUGAUUUGCACUGCAAACCCACCCGGGGCAGCUACCGCAUCAGCCUGAAAAAGUUCUGCAGGAAAGACUAUGCGGUGCAGGUGGCGGUGGGUGCGCGCGGCGAGGCGCGUGGCUUGUGGACGCGCUUCCCGGUGGCCGUGCUCGCCGUGUUCCGGAGCGGCGAGGAGCGCGCACGGCGCGGGAGCAGCGCACUGUGGGUGCCCGCACGGGAUGCUGCCUGCGGCUGCCCACACCUGCUACCUGGUCGCCGCUACCUGCUGCUGGGUGGCGGGCCAGGGGCGGCGGUCGGGGAUCCAGGGGGCCGAGGACCCGGUCUCAUCGCCGCUCGCGGGAGCCUCGUGCUGCCCUGGCGCGACGCGUGGACGCGGCGCCUUCGGAGACUGCAGCGCCGCGAGCGGCGGGGGCGUUGCAGGGCGGCCUGAGCCCGCGGGCCAGGCUGGGGCUGGGCGGGGCGCUACUCCCACAUCAAGGCGCACGUUCGACCAGUGCAUCUGUCUGUGGAGGAGUCUUUGCUCACAUCGCGCGCGUGGCCAUCUGAGUCCCCACCCAACCCUGCCGGGCGCCUCCCUCUGCGCCUCGCGCCCGUGCCCAGAAUGGGUGUGACCAACGCAGCGACUCAGAGGGAUAUGAUAGCCCAAUGAGCUGCCUGGAACCUUCCUUUGGCAGCUGUUGAUGAUUCCUUGGACCUUGGAUCUCCCACACUCGCGCUAUCUGCCCCCUCCCAGGGAAACCGUGAUACCUACAGAAGGCUGUGAGCCUUCUGGUGGGGGCCUCUGCUAACACCCCGAGGGCCGCCUCCUCGUGAUGCCGUAGCCCAUCAGAGAGCGCUCUUACCUUUCUACAAGGCACUGUGUAUCCCCCCAAAUGGUUACGAAGCCCCCUGUGAAUCCAGGAGCCACUGUCGGUCUGAGAACACACCGAGGGCCGCUGAGACUCCACUCCCCAGGGGCUCCUAGAAUCCGCCAGAGAGCGCUAUGGCUCACCGAGAGGCGCUGUGGCCACCACUUUGGUCCACAGACCCGCUCGGGGCUCGGCGACACUGGUUUCCCCGCCCCUGCCAGAACCCGCAGAGGGUGCUGUGACUCCUCCCCCGGCGAGGACGGGGGCCUCUGCGCCCCGUCUGUCCCCUAUGCCUGACCUUUCUCUACCGGUUGGGCCUCUGUGUCCCUGUCUCCACUGCGUCUCUGCCUCUGUUCAGCCUCGUUCUUGGCCUGCCUUGUCCCUGUCUCUUGUCUCUGUCCCGCUGUCUCUCUCGGAUUCGGCUUUAGGACCCCUCCCGUAAAGUCCAGCUCCUAGGAUCCCCUGCGUCCCUUCUCCCACUCGGCACCGGACGUCGUGCCCACCGCGUUCCUGGGUCUACGCGUAACGCGGCGGAGCGGCACCUCCCGCGGACAGCCCUCUGGUCUCCUGAUGCCCCCAGCCCUGCGCUCCGCAGGGCCCGGUAGC
Messenger RNA from Myotis daubentonii (Daubenton's bat), 3153 nucleotides. It is a transcript of the gene NTN3, whose product is annotated as netrin 3. NCBI's taxonomy places the organism in Eukaryota, Metazoa, Chordata, Mammalia, Chiroptera, Vespertilionidae. Gene Ontology annotation, cellular component: basement membrane. Gene Ontology annotation, molecular function: protein binding. Gene Ontology annotation, biological process: dendrite development; motor neuron axon guidance; animal organ morphogenesis. The record is from RefSeq and is a predicted model, not a curated record.